ACUCCCAGUUUAAACAUCACUCUCUAUUCUGAAAUAAAUCAGCCACUUCUGGAAUAUACUCUCAUUUUUAAACUGUCCCCCAGUUUAAGCUUCAAGAUGAGAUUUUCUAUCCACUGGAGUCGGCUUGCAGCGCUUUUAUGUGCACUUUGGAUGGGAGCUGGUGUUCGAUGUGCUUGCCCUGAGAGUAAUUUGCAAAUGCAAGGAGGGAAUUACACACUGAGUAACAACCUGGAGGGAGGCAGCAUGUUGGUAUACCACUGUCCUGAGGGCUACUAUCCAUACCCAGCAUUAACCCUCUUAUGUCAGGCUAAUAACUCCUGGAGACCAAAACCCAAAAGAGCUCAGAGAUGCAAGCUGAUUGAAUGCCCAGACCCCAAUGUGCUGGAGUACGGAAGUGUCUCCCCCCCUCAGGAGAAGUACUAUGUGGACAACGAGACCACGUAUGAGUGCUACUCUGGAUACACAAUGCAAGGCUCCACCACACGCGCGUGCUUAAAAAAUGGGAAGUGGAGCGGCUCCACUCCAAUCUGCAGGCGUGACUCUGGGAAUCGUUGUCCUAAUCCUGGUAUCCCACCUGGUGCCUCAAGAGUGGGGAAUAUUUUUGGAAUUGAUGACACGGUGAGAUACACCUGCAAUGGAAACCUGUUUUUGGUGGGCUCCAGUGAACGAGUGUGUCAGCAGACCGGCGAGUGGACUGGCAAUGAGCCAGCAUGCUACUAUAAACACACCUUCGACACACCACUGGAGGUUUCAAAGGCAUUUGGCAAUUCAAUUAAAGAGAGCCUGACCACUUUAGAGUCCACAGAGGAAACACAGGAGGGCAGAAAAAUCAGGAUUUCAAAAAAUGGCACACUUAACAUCUACAUUGGUGUGGAUAUUUCUGACAGCAUCAGCGAAGAUUAUGUCAAUAAAUCCAGAGACGCUGUGGUGAAACUCAUCACAACGAUUGCCUCCUUUGCCGUGACCCCAAACUACGAAAUCAUCUUUUUCUCCUCUGAACUCUAUGAAAUUGUCAACAUUAUUGACUUUAUGGACGGCACUGCCAAACUAUCAGAUGUCAAAACUAAAUUAGAAGAAUUUGAUAUUGGUGACAGAAACAAGGGAACAAAUCUGAACCUUGUCUUUGAGGAAUUCUUGGAGAAAAUGGCUCUUAUAAAGUUUCAAGCUGGAGAGAAUUUUAAGGAGCAUCGUCACGUCAUCAUCGUUUUUACAGAUGGGGCUUAUAACUUGGGCGGUUCACCAGCACCCACUGUAGCGAAAAUAAAAAACUCAGCGUAUUUGAACCUGGCAGAUGGAUCCAGAGACGACUAUCUUGACAUUUAUAUCUUUGCCAUUGGAGAUGACAUCUUUGAUGAUGACCUAAUGCCCCUCACAGCAGGAACUGGAGGAACCCAUUAUUUCAGAGUUAAGGACUUAGAAAAACUACAAGACACUUUUGAUGAAAUGAUCA
Messenger RNA from Haplochromis burtoni (Burton's mouthbrooder), 1450 nucleotides. Its product is annotated as complement factor B. Gene Ontology annotation, cellular component: extracellular region. Gene Ontology annotation, molecular function: serine-type endopeptidase activity. Lineage: Eukaryota; Metazoa; Chordata; Actinopteri; Cichliformes; Cichlidae. The record is from RefSeq and is a predicted model, not a curated record. Gene Ontology annotation, biological process: complement activation; proteolysis.